UCCAACUCUUUACCCUCCGAAUCUAAAAAUUGUCCCCCAAAUACCCUAUCUCUCUCUACAAACAAAUACCCUCUCUCUCUACAAACAAAAAGGAUUUUCUCUCCCCCUGUCUUUCUGGCACACCACCCUCACCGUCGUCUCGUCCUUGAUUAAUCCCAAAACAGCCCGCCUCUCAUCGCAUUCCUCUUCCAUCUGACCGUUAAUCUACCGGCGCAUCUUAGCUGCCGCCUAUAUUGCAUAAUCCGCCCCGUAGACCCGAAUCCGAUACUUCAACGGGUACUCCAAUUCCGUUGUUUUUCUUCGCCGGCGAUUUAGUCCCCGGCUAGUCUAAGUUAAACAAGACCUUUUAGAGACAUUUCUGGAAACAACAGAAGCACUAGGUGUUCACUGCUCUAUCUGCGUGAAAUUUUACUCCCUGUACUAAGGGGACUGGGUUAAAUACGCUCAUCUGGGGUUCCAUGUGAAAGGAUGGCUUUUUUCAGGAACUAUACUAAUGAAACAGUUUCUCAGGGUGUCCUGGAAGAAAAAGGCCAGGAACAAAGUAUCGAUAGAACUCGGAUCUCAGUAGUGAAUGGGGAUGUAGACGCUACUUCAAGGGAAAAAGAAUUUGAUAUGAAUAUGGACGCUCGGUAUCAAAUUGAAGGUGAACUGGAUGGUGUCAAUAGGCUGCAAAAUGAAGGAGCUGCUGACGAUGGUAUUAACAUGAGAGCAUCGAAUUUGCAACCUUCUGGAAGGAGAACCGCCAUGGCCGGAAAAUGGGGUUCAACCUUUUGGAAGGACUGCCAACCUUUGACUCGGGGUGGCUCUGAUUCUGGGCAGGAUUCUAAAAGUGGUUCUGACUCUCGAAAGGCAGAAGGAUCGGAAGACAAUUCAUCAGAUGGCAGGGAAGAUAGAUUGGAGUCGGAAGAUGAAAAUAGGCAAAAACAACUGGGCAAGCGUCAGAGGGGCCAUUCUGAUGUCCCUGCAGAUGAGAUGUUAUCUGAUGAAUAUUAUGAGCAGGAUGGGGAAGAGCAGAGAGACUCGAUGCAUUAUGGAGGGUUUAAACAGUCUAUUGGAUUAACUUCUAGACCACAAUCAAAGCCUGUUGCCAGCAAUAGCCACGUGAAAAGAAAUUCUAGAGUUUUUAAUGACAAUGAAGAUGAUGACAAUGAUGGUGAUGAUGAGGACAAUAAUGCUGAUGCCGAUGGUGAUUAUGAAGAAGAGGAUGAGGAAGAUGAGGAUGAUCCCGAUGAUGCUGACUUCGAGCCUGAUUCAGGUGUAACAAGUGGUCGCACUGGGAAUAAGGAUAAAGAUUGGGAUGGUGAAGAUUCUGAUGAGGAGGAUGACAGCAUUGAUGAUCUAGAAGUAUCAAAUGAAGAUGAUUCCUUUAAUGCAAAGAAAUCUAAGGGUAGACAGCAAGGUAAAAGUGGACGCAAUGUAAGGUCCACUAGAGAACGAAUAUCAUAUCGUGCAUCUAAUCGACAAAGAAGAGUGAAAUCGUCAUUUGAAGAGGAAGAGUCAUCACCAGAUGACUCUGACAGUGCGAGUGAUGAGGAUUUUAAAAACAUGACCAGGAGAGGUGUAAAUCUACGCAAAAAUGGUGGGCAGUCCACUGUGUCAACAAAUACAUCUGGACGCAACAGCGAGAUCCGCACUUCUAGUAGGUCCGUUCGAAAGGUAUCAUAUGUUGAAAGUGAAGAAAGUGAAGAAGUUGAUGAAGGCAAGAAGAAAAAGUCCCUAAAGGAGGAAAUUGAAGAGGAAGAUGGUGACUCCAUUGAGAAGGUACUAUGGCAUCAGCCAAAGGGUACGGCCGAAGAUGCUGCUAGGAACAAUAGAUCGACAGAGCCUGUUUUGUUAAGCCAGUUGUAUGAGACUGAGCAAGAUUGGAAUGAGACGGAAUUCUUGAUAAAAUGGAAAGGUCAAUCACAUUUGCACUGUCAGUGGAAGUCAUUCUCUGAGCUACAACAUCUUAGUGGUUUUAAGAAGGUUUUAAACUACACGAAAAAAGUGAUGGAGGAUGUUCGGUACAGGAAGACAUUCUCACGCGAAGAGAUUGAGGUAAAUGACGUGAGCAAGGAAAUGGACUUGGAUCUCAUCAAGCAGAACAGUCAGGUGGAGAGAAUAUUUGCUGACCGAAUCAAUAAAGAUAGUUCUGGCAAUGUGAUACCAGAGUAUUUAGUCAAGUGGCAGGGACUAUCUUAUGCUGAAGCAACAUGGGAGAAGGAUGUAGAUAUUGCAUUUGCUCAAGACGCUAUUGAUGAGUACAAGGCUCGUGAAGCUACACUGGCUCUACAAGGAAAAAUGGUCGAUUUCCAGCGCAAGAAGAGCAAAGCAAGCUUAAGGAAGCUCGAUGAACAGCCUGAAUGGUUGAAGGGAGGAAAGCUUCGUGAUUAUCAGCUUGAGGGCUUGAAUUUUCUUGUUAACAGUUGGAGAAACGAUACAAAUGUCAUUCUAGCUGAUGAAAUGGGUCUUGGGAAAACUGUUCAGUCGGUUUCCAUGCUUGGUUUUUUACAGAAUGCUCAACAAAUAUAUGGGCCUUUUCUUGUUGUUGUUCCGUUAUCCACUUUGUCAAAUUGGGCAAAAGAAUUUAGGAAGUGGCUUCCUGAUAUAAAUGUUAUUGUAUAUGUUGGUACUCGUGCAAGCCGUGAGGUUUGUCAGCAAUUUGAAUUUUACAGUGAAAAAAAAGUUGGCAGGCCUACAAAAUUCAACACACUAUUGACUACAUACGAAGUUGUUCUGAAGGAUAAGGCUGUUCUCUCCAAGAUCAAGUGGAAUUAUCUGAUGGUUGAUGAGGCUCAUAGGUUAAAGAAUAGUGAGGCACAGUUGUACACAACCCUUUCGGAGUUUAGCACCAAGAACAAGUUGCUUAUUACUGGUACUCCUUUACAAAACAGUGUGGAAGAGCUCUGGGCUCUGCUUCACUUCCUUGACCCUGAGAAAUUCAAGAGUAAAGAUGAUUUUGUUCAGAAUUACAAGAAUCUGAGCUCGUUCAAUGAGAAUGAGCUUGCUAAUCUUCAUAUGGAAUUGAGACCUCAUAUUCUCCGAAGAGUUAUAAAGGAUGUAGAGAAGUCGUUGCCUCCAAAAAUUGAGCGUAUACUUCGGGUUGAAAUGUCCCCUCUUCAGAAGCAGUACUACAAAUGGAUUUUGGAACGCAACUUCCAUGACUUGAACAAAGGAGUUCGUGGGAAUCAGGUGUCACUUCUAAAUAUUGUAGUAGAGUUGAAGAAAUGCUGCAAUCAUCCCUUCCUGUUUGAGAGUGCGGACCAUGGUUAUGGUGGGGACUCGAGCACAAAUGAUAGCAGUAAACUGGAGAGAAUUGUCUUAAGCAGUGGGAAGCUAGUCAUACUUGAUAAGCUACUUGUUAGAUUGCAUGAGACAAAGCAUCGUGUUCUGAUUUUUUCGCAGAUGGUUAGAAUGCUGGAUAUACUAGCAGAGUAUAUGUCACUUAGAGGUUUUCAGUUCCAGAGGCUUGAUGGUAGCACAAAGUCUGAGUUGCGCCAGCAGGCAAUGGAUCAUUUUAAUGCUCCUGGUAGUGAUGAUUUCUGCUUCCUUCUUUCCACUCGGGCAGGUGGCUUGGGUAUCAACCUUGCAACCGCUGACACCGUUAUAAUUUUUGAUUCUGACUGGAAUCCCCAAAAUGACUUGCAGGCAAUGAGUAGAGCUCACAGAAUUGGACAACAAGAAGUUGUUAACAUCUAUAGAUUUGUUACAAGCAAAAGUGUUGAGGAAGAUAUCCUGGAGAGAGCCAAGAAAAAAAUGGUUCUUGACCAUUUGGUGAUCCAAAAAUUAAAUGCGGAGGGCAGAUUGGAGAAGAAAGAAACCAAAAAAGGGAGUUACUUUGAUAAAAAUGAGCUAUCAGCUAUCUUAAGAUUUGGAGCGGAGGAGCUUUUCAAGGAAGACAGGAAUGAUGAAGAAAGCAAGAAAAGGCUCUUAAGUAUGGAUAUUGACGAAAUUCUUGAAAGAGCGGAGAAGGUCGAAGAGAAGGAACCUGGUGGAGAGGAGGGGCAUGAAUUGUUGAGUGCUUUUAAGGUUGCCAAUUUCGGUAGUGCUGAAGAUGAUGGGAGCUUUUGGAGUCGUUGGAUAAGACCGGAAGCAAUAGCCCAAGCUGAGGAAGCUCUAGUGCCUCGUGCUGCAAGGAAUAUCAAAAGCUAUGCUGAGGCUCAUCAACCUGAGACCAGUAAUAAAAGAAAAAAGAAAGGACCUGAGCCUCUGGAGCGUCCUCAGAAACGCCGUAAAGCUGAGUAUUUAGUCCCAGCAGCACCGAUGAUCGAAGGAGCGACUUUUCAAGUGAGAAGAUGGUCUUAUGGGAAUUUGUCUAAGAGAGACGCAUUACGUUUUUCCCGUGCGGUCAUGAAAUUUGGGAAUGAAAGCCAAAUUGACUUAAUAGCUUCAGAGGUUGGGGGUGCAGUUGGAGCAGCUCCACCCGAAUCACAGAUUGAACUCUUCGAUGCUUUGAUUGAUGGGUGUAGAGAAGCAGUUGAAAGAGGAAAUUUGGACCCAAAGGGGCCUUUGUUGGAUUUCUUUGGAGUUCCUGUCAAGGCUAAUGAUCUUCUCACCCGUGUACAAGAGCUUCAGGUCCUAGCAAAGCGCAUCAGUCGCUAUGAAGAUCCCAUUGCACAAUUCCGAGUUUUGAUAUACCUCAAACCUUCAACCUGGUCCAAAGGUUGUGGCUGGAAUCAGAUUGAUGAUGCAAGAUUGCUUCUGGGAAUACAUUGCCAUGGUUUUGGUAAUUGGGAAAAGAUAAGGUUAGAUGAGAGGCUUGGCCUUUUAAAGAAGAUUGCUCCAGUGGAACUUCAACACCAUGAAACCUUUUUACCACGUGCCCCAAAUUUGAAAGACCGUGCUAAUGCACUUCUGGAAAUGGAACUUGCAGCUCUCGGAAAGAAAGCAAAUGCUAAAACAGGUCGGAAAGAUUCUAAGAAGGAGAAGGGAAAUCUUCUGAACACCUCAAUCUCUCGCGGCCGGGACAAGAAAGGGAGGACUAGAUCUCCUAAAGUAAAUUUUCAAAUGAAGAAAGAAAUAUCUCAGAAACCCAUGAAAGUUGAACCUUUAGUAAAAGAGGAGGGUGAAAUGUCGGACAAUGAAGAGGUGUAUGAGCAGUUCAAGGAAGUAAAAUGGAUGGAAUGGUGUGAAGAUGUCAUGGUUGACCAAAUAAAGACGUUGAAACGUCUUCAGAGGUUGCAGACUACUAGUGCUGAUCUUCCGAAGGAGAAGGUGCUUACAAAAAUUCGGAGUUACUUGCAGCUUCUGGGGCGAAGAAUAGACCAAAUCGUUUUAGAACAUGAGGAGGAACCAUAUAAACAAGAUAGGAUGACCAUGCGACUUUGGAAGUAUGUCUCUACAUUUUCAAAUCUCUCGGGGGAGAGACUUCAUCAAAUUUAUUCAAAACUUAAACAGGAGCAGGAAGAGGAGGCUGGGGUUGGCCCCUCCCAUAUCAAUGGCUCCCUACCUGGUCCUAUAGGCCGAGACAGUGAUUCCCAUUAUUUUCCACCUGUCCCUCGCCAUGUUGAUAGGCAAAGAGGGUAUAACAGUACGAGUACCUACCAAACACUCGAUCACAAGGGCCAUGAUACGGGGAAAUCUGAAGCAUGGAAACGAAGGAGAAGAGCGGAAACUGAUAAUAAUCAUUUCCAAGUUCAAGCUCCACCUUCAAGACCCAUGAGUAAUGGUGCUCGGUUAUCUGAUCCAAAUUCAUUGGGGAUUCUUGGGGCUGGACCAUCCGACAAUAGACGCUUUGGUGGUGAGAAGCCUUUUAGGAUACGACAGACUGGUUUCCCUCCAAGACAAGGUUUCCCAUGAGGUAUUGACUAGACUUCGUGUACUGUGGAAAGAGACCAGCUGAUUUGAAAAAGGGCAAUUGGCUCACUUGCUGAAAGGUGCUUCAGCCAGCAGGAUUUUAUGUUUUUUUCCGCCCAUGGGAAACAAGUGCUUUCAGAUUCGUAUAUCCUGCAGCUGAUCGCCAAAAGUAUUCACGGGAUGGGACUACAGCAUCCUUCAAUGAAGGUUGCCGAGGAAGGGGGGAAAAUCCUCUUGAAGGCGGGGGUGGUUCAUGGUGUCUUGCCACCAAUUCUUUUCUUCUGCUGAAGAUGAGUUAAGAGUAAUUUGUUUUCGUAAAUAGCUGAUAAGCAGAAAGGAUUUACCUCAUUAAAUAUAUACACACAUGAGAAGAACAUCUUAUAUGUAAUAUACCUUUGGAAAGUGUACAUGAUCAAAUUUUUGAAAUUUUGGACUUUUUAAUCAUGCUUUUUUUUUUUU
Molecule: messenger RNA, 6234 nt
Organism: Juglans regia (Persian walnut)
Lineage: Eukaryota; Viridiplantae; Streptophyta; Magnoliopsida; Fagales; Juglandaceae
Product: protein CHROMATIN REMODELING 5
Exons: 31
Coding region: 469-5778 (1769 amino acids)
Biological process (GO): nucleosome organization; regulation of transcription by RNA polymerase II
Cellular component (GO): chromatin; nucleus
Molecular function (GO): ATP binding; DNA binding; ATP-dependent chromatin remodeler activity
Source: RefSeq, a predicted model, not a curated record